This is a messenger RNA of Sphaeramia orbicularis (orbiculate cardinalfish), 4932 nucleotides long. RefSeq names its product nuclear receptor subfamily 4, group A, member 2a (gene nr4a2a). The record is from RefSeq and is a predicted model, not a curated record. Gene Ontology annotation, biological process: cellular response to corticotropin-releasing hormone stimulus; dopaminergic neuron differentiation; regulation of transcription by RNA polymerase II. NCBI's taxonomy places the organism in Eukaryota, Metazoa, Chordata, Actinopteri, Kurtiformes, Apogonidae. The coding region runs from base 260 to 2062 and encodes 600 amino acids. The transcript is spliced from 8 exons. Gene Ontology annotation, molecular function: zinc ion binding; nuclear glucocorticoid receptor binding; nuclear receptor activity. Gene Ontology annotation, cellular component: nucleus; transcription regulator complex.
UCGAAGCUGGUGUCGCUGUCAGUGCGCGGAGUCACACGGUUCGCCUGGUAUUGUUGGGUACCGACGCUCAUGAUUUGGAGCUUUUACAGAAUUUCAUGAAUACCCCCUGUGUGCUUAUCGCAUGGAUUGAAAUCCACGAUCCUGAUGUGAAAGAGGGGAAGAUCCAGAACAGAGCCGCUUUCUUGAAUCCUGACACCCAUACAACUCUUGACAAUACCCAUUUCAAGUGUCACCGAAAAACUGUCAGAAGACUUGAGCCAUGCCCUGCGUCCAGGCUCAGUAUGGAUCAUCACCUCAAGGAGCUAGUCCUGCUUCCCAGAGCUACAGCUACCAUACCGCAGGAGAAUACAGCUGCGACUUCUUAACACCUGAGUUUGUGAAGUUUAGCAUGGACUUGACCAACACUGAGAUCACAGCUACCACUUCUCUCCCAAGUUUCAGUACAUUCAUGGACAACUAUAACACCGCUUACGACGUUAAACCGCCCUGUCUGUAUCAGAUGCCGCAUUCUGGAGAGCAGUCCUCUAUCAAGGUGGAGGACGUCCAGAUGCACAACUACCAUCAGCAGAGCCACCUGCCUCCUCAGUCGGAUGAAAUGAUGGCUCACUCUGGGCCUAUGUACUUCAAACCCUCCUCUCCUCAUGCCCCGACCACACCAAACUUCCAGGUUCAGCCCAAUCACAUGUGGGAGGAUCCUGGAUCUCUCCACAGUUUCCACCAGAACUAUGUGGCGGCGACCUCUCACAUGAUCGACCAGCGCAAGAACCCGGUGUCGAGGCUUUCGCUGUUCUCCUUCAAGCAGUCCCCCCCCGGUACUCCGGUUUCCAGCUGUCAGAUGCGGUUCGACGGCCCGCUCCACGUCUCCAUGAACCACGACAACCCCGGCGCGCACCGCGGCCUGGAUGGCCAGAGCUUCGCUGUGCCGAGCGCCAUAAGGAAACAGGCUGGUCUGGCCUUUCCACACUCUCUGCAGCUCGGCCACGGGCACCAGCUGGUGGACAGCCAAGUGCCAUCGCCCCCGUCUCGAGGAUCUCCGUCAAACGAGGGUCUGUGCGCCGUAUGUGGGGACAACGCAGCCUGCCAGCAUUAUGGAGUGAGAACCUGCGAGGGCUGCAAAGGAUUUUUCAAGCGCACCGUUCAGAAAAAUGCAAAAUACGUGUGUUUAGCAAAUAAAAACUGUCCUGUUGACAAACGCCGGAGAAAUCGUUGCCAGUUCUGUCGUUUCCAGAAGUGCCUUGUCGUCGGAAUGGUGAGAGAAGUUGUCCGAACGGAUAAUCUGAAAGGUCGACGAGGACGGCUACCCUCCAAACCCAAAAGCCCCCAGGAGCCCUCCCCACCCUCGCCGCCUGUGAGCCUCAUAAGCGCACUGGUCAGGGCCCAUGUGGACUCCAACCCCUCCAUGUCUGCUUUGGAUUAUUCCAGAUUCCAGGCAAACCCUGACUACCAAAUGACUGGAGACAACACGCAGCACAUCCAGCAGUUCUAUGAUCUCCUGACGGGCUCCAUGGAGAUCAUCCGGAGCUGGGCAGAGAAGAUCCCUGGCUUUUCUGAUCUGCCGAAGCAGGAUCAAGAUCUCCUGUUCGAAUCAGCCUUCCUGGAACUUUUCGUCCUGCGACUGGCAUACAGGUCCAAUCCUGUGGAAGGCAAACUUAUUUUUUGUAAUGGCGUGGUGCUACACAGGCUACAAUGCGUCCGCGGAUUUGGAGAGUGGGUGGACGCAAUCGUGGAGUUUUCUUCCAAUUUGCAGAGCAUGAACAUAGACAUCUCAGCUUUCUCCUGCAUCGCAGCUCUGGCCAUGGUAACAGAGCGACAUGGGCUUAAAGAACCCAAGAGGGUGGAGGAUCUCCAAAACAAGAUCGUCAACUGCCUCAAAGAUCAAGUGACAUUCAAUGGGGGUGGAUUGAAUCGUCCCAACUACCUUUCAAAACUCUUGGGAAAGCUUCCUGAACUGCGCACACUAUGUACCCAAGGUCUGCAGCGUAUCUUUUACUUAAAACUAGAAGACCUAGUCCCUCCGCCAGCAAUAAUUGACAAACUUUUCCUCGACACCCUACCUUUCUGAGUCUGACUCGAUGGCGAGACCUCAAAGAACUUCCAAAAGACUGUUUUGAGUCAGACUUGGCAGAUUUUUAACCUAUUAUUUCUGAAUAUUUGCAAGCUCCGUAGCUUAUAGAACAACAGUACCCUAUUAUGAGUAAAGAGUGAUGGGGGAGAAUUAACAAGAGCAAGAGGCAGAAAGUGUGAUUGCAAUGUUAGGCCUUUUAAUUCUUUGAAACUGUUUUUCCUUUUUUUUUUUUUUUUUUUUUUUGAGUGCCAAACAAGUGAAACAUGACGGGGAGGUUCGCUCCACUGGACAAAUUGCCGACAAAUUUAAUCCGGUCUUGCAGUCAUUCACUGUUUAUUUAACAUCGGCUCUACUGAUUCUGCAUACUCAGAUGUAAUAUAUUCCAUUUAUAUAUACGAACACACACACGCACACACACACUGUAUAUUAUGAUAGAUUAUGUGAUGCCACCAAUGCAUCAAUUUAUAACGUGUACAAAGUUUGUUAUAAUGAAAAGAUUAAUUUUCUUUUCUUUUCUGACUCGUGCCUAUGUGUUUCUGACAGGAUCCCAAAAGUAUCCAGAAAAGACAACGCAUGUUCUAGGUUUUUUUUUUUCUUUCCUUUUUCUUUUUUUUAUAGGCACUUGCUGAGGUGAUGUCUAUAUAUAAUAUAUACCGGACACUAUGUAGUCUGCUAGAUUUGAUACAGAUUCGUAGUUAUGGCACUCCUUUUACGUAUGACGCAUAUGUGGAAAAUAUCUCAUCUGUAUAGAAAAUGAGGGACCCAUGGUGUUUGUAAAACUGUCAGACAUUCCUUGUUUGUAUGUGCUGUAAGUAUUGUUGCUGUUGAAUAUAAACGUUUCUAUAUAUUUAUUAUUUCUAUUGCCAAGAGCUACACUAAGCAUGGUGCAAUUUAAACGAUUUCCAACCAUCCAAGUUCAUGCUGAGCACGUUGUCUAUGUUUUAUGUCUUAUAAACGUCUAGGUAGUUAUGAUUUAACACGUUUGGAAAUGAAAAUCCCCAUCUUAUAUCAGAGAUUCAUGAGUGUGUGAUAGGCCCACAUCUUUGACAUCAUGAUGUACUUACAACUUCUGUAAGGCAUUUGGUGCCGAGCUCAAAAACUUUAGAGAGAAAGAAAUAUUUAAUGUUUACAAAUAAAACUUUUAAAUCAAUUCUUUGCUAAAUAGUUUCUCUGAAAUUAAUUUAUUCUGCAAAUCCACACCUCUCAGAUUAAAAAAAAAUGUCUUACUUGUGCACGAAUGAGAAAAUAAAUAUUGUCAUCAGCGCUUACAGGCCUGUCUGCAAAAACACAAUACUUUGCAAAUAAUUAUAAUAAUAACAAUAAGGCUUUUUUUUUUUUUAAUUUAAUCUAAAUGCAAAAUUGUUUGGAUUUAUUUAUCACUCAACUGAGUUUCACAUUUUCGCAGACGACGAGUAGGCCUGAGUUGGUUCCAUUUUAAUCUGAAAUUCUUUUAUUUUAUCUAAACAAACAUUUGUUUCUGAGUCUUCAAAUAAUUUAUUAUAUGAACAUUUAAGUCGGUUAAUUUAAGCCGACAAUGAGCGGAUAUUUUCUGGAAAAAAAUAAAAAAAAUACAGUUAAGGAAACAUUUACCCUGAAUGGAAGGUUUACUUUCAGUUAUUUGAGAAAUGUUAAAUAAUGUGUGGUCAUUUUUUAUUUAAAUUUAGUAAUGACGAUUCCCUACACAUAAAAAUAAUUUGAGUAAUUAUUUUAGGAGAACAUUCUAAAAUUCACAACAGAAACAUGUAUGUCUUUACUUGUUGCCUGAGAGUCAAAGAAUCAAAUAUUGAAAGUUUUUUUUUUUUUUUUUAAGAAAUCUCUUCGCCUUUUCUUUGUCCAGACACAGACCUGAUCCUUCCACACCUAAAGUCAGACACUGAUCUUUUAAAGUGAGUACAUUUUGACUCCAAAAAAGGCAGAUUUCUUGCAGAUGACAAAUAAAGACAAAACACAAUCGAUUCCAUGUGAUGAACAACACGCUGCGUAAAGGCGCAACAGGAUUACGCACGGGUUUAUAACUUUACUCCGCGCUUCAAAUCGUAGCCCUUCACUGAUUUUGUAUUUUCUUCACUAUUUGCACAAACAGAUGGCUUAUUUCUGCAGAUGUAAAGUAAAGGUUUUUCUAUCAGGAGGCUUAGAAAUCGGCCCAACUGUAAUGCAUGGCCUUGUUUGUUUUAACGCUCUUUUAAAGUAAGCCUGUUAUUACCGUCAGACCCCCCCCGCCCCCCCCGGGGAGCGUAAGACCUGCCUUUACCGACCAAUAAUGAUCCCAGUCAAUUGAAAAAAAAAAAAAAAAAGAAAGAAAAGAAAGAAAGAAAAAAAAAGAAAGAAAGAAAGAAAAAAAAAUCUCUCCUUUAUCUGCAUUUACCGAUUUCCCCCGAAAGCCACAUUUCCGCUUUGACAUGUUGCUGCUCAGAUGUGUACAUCGCAGUGUUUGGGCCUAAUUGAGGAAAUUAAAGUCAUUUAGGAACGUAUAUAAAACGGAACUGAUUGCUGUGCACGAAGUGAAGCAGUGCCGCUGUCAAAUCCCCUUUACUUUCGACUAUCAGAUCAGAGAAGUGACGCCAGGCUCUGAGGCAUGUCUGGGACUUAUCCACAGCGAUUCCACAUUUAUCACAUGAUCAAGAUGAAGGGAACAGCUUAUUUUGAGAGAUAUUAGCAGCAGGCAAUAAAUUGUCUAAAUAAUUAGAUCGUCACUCUAAAGUGCUAAUUCCAAGGCAAAUUGGGAUUACAUUCAGAACCAGUUUGCUGACAUUUAGCAGAUCUGUUGAAAGGGUUCAUUACAAUGUCAUAAGUUUCCAGUAUUGACUCAAAGUACAGUUAGGUUUUAAAUAAUGUCUAUCUCAACACAAUAAAACAUGACACAUGCA